Messenger RNA from Brassica rapa (field mustard), 2995 nucleotides. Its product is annotated as transcriptional corepressor SEUSS. Lineage: Eukaryota; Viridiplantae; Streptophyta; Magnoliopsida; Brassicales; Brassicaceae. The record is from RefSeq and is a predicted model, not a curated record.
GAGUAAUGUCAUUGACUUCAUUUGAAGGAGAGGAGAGAGACAGAAAAGUAAGAAAGGGAAUGAAAAAAUCAGAUCGAAAUUAGUUUUGACGUCCGCAAGGACUAUUCUCUCUCUUUUCAUCUUCCUCCUCUCUCUCUCUCUCUCUCUCUCUCUAAAAGAUACAGCGAAGAACAGAAGACAAAACUGUGAGCAAAACAAAAGGUGCUGAGCUGGAAAGGAGCAGACUUGGUUCAUUUGGAUCUGGGAUUUUCAUUUCGGAGCUCUAGAAUGUUCCAUACGGAAUCUCACCACUCAGAUUCAGCUAUUUUCUUCACGACUCUGAAGCUUAUCAUUGCUCACGCUUCUACUUCAUUGUGCACUGGAGACACCUUUGCUCCAACACAGAGCUGAGGUUAUACUUAUUCAGACCGUAACUCGCCUUUUUCUACAUAUAUAUACAGAGAGUAUGGUGCCAUCAGAGGCGCCAAAUCCUGUUGGAAGUGGCGAAAAUGUUCCGACAGGAGGAGCUCCUCUUCCUUCACAACCAGCAUUUCCUCAGUUCAGUAACAACAUGAGUAUGAGUAUGCUCGGGAAUGCUCCAAACAUCUCUUCCCUCCUCAACAACCAUUCUUUCGUAAACGGCAGUGGGGCCGAGUCAGACCCUCUGUCUAGCGUCGGGUUUAGUGGUUUGUCAUCCUUCAACGCCUCUAUGGUUUCGCCAAGCUCGUCUGGUCAAGUUCAGGGUCAUCAAUUCUCUAACCAGUUGCUGGCUGAGCAGCAACGGAAUAAGAAAAUGGAGCCUCAGAAUUUUCAACAACAACAACAGCAGCAGUUUCCGACAGUGCGUGGAGGUGUGGGACCUGUCAAGUUGGAACCUGGUCAGGUCUCUAACGACCAGCAGCAACAGAAAAUGUUGAGAAACCUAGGAUCAUCAGUUAAGUUGGAACCGCAACAACUUCAGGCGAUGAGAAGCAUGGCCCAAGUGAAAAUGGAGCCUCAACAACAUUCAGAGCAGUCACUGUUUCUUCAGCAGCAGAGGCAACAACAGCAGUUUCUUCAAAUGCCUGGGCAAUCUUCUUCGCAGGCUCAAAUGAAUAAUAUAUUUCAGCAGCAGAGACUUAUGCAACUUCAACAACAGCAACAACUCCUCAAAUCAAUGCCUCAACAACGUCCUCAAUUGCCACAACAGAGUUUGCCUCUCAGGCCACCUAUGAAGCCAGUGUAUGAACCCGGCAUGGGUGCUCAGCGUCUUACACAGUAUAUGUACCGACAACAACAUAGGCCUGAAGACAAUAACAUUGAGUUCUGGAGAAAAUUUGUAGCUGAGUACUUUGCUCCUAAUGCGAAGAAGAGAUGGUGCGUUUCUAUGUACGGCAGUGGCCGGCAAACAACUGGCGUUUUCCCUCAGGAUGUGUGGCACUGUGAGAUAUGCAACCGAAAGCCUGGACGUGGUUUUGAGGCAACCGCCGAAGUCCUGCCGCGGCUUUUUAAGAUUAAGUAUGAAAGUGGAACUCUGGAAGAACUUUUAUAUGUGGAUAUGCCAAGGGAAUCUCAGAAUUCAUCUGGUCAAAUUGUCCUGGAGUACGCAAAAGCAACACAAGAGAGUGUAUUUGAGCAUCUUCGAGUUGUUCGUGAUGGCCAACUUCGAAUAGUUUUCUCCCCAGAUCUUAAGAUAUUCUCUUGGGAAUUUUGUGCUCGGAGACAUGAAGAGCUUAUUCCACGAAGGCUUUUGAUACCUCAGGUUAGUCAGCUUGGAUCAGCAGCUCAGAAAUAUCAGCAAGCCGCUCAAAAUGCAACAACAGAUUCUGCUCUUCCAGAGUUACAAAAUAAUUGCAACAUGUUUGUUGCAUCUGCUAGACAGUUGGCAAAGGCCUUGGAAGUACCACUCGUGAAUGAUUUGGGAUACACAAAGAGAUAUGUUCGGUGUUUGCAGAUCUCGGAGGUUGUAAAUAGUAUGAAGGACUUGAUAGAUUAUAGCAGAGAAACAAGAACAGGACCAAUCGAGAGUUUAGCCAAGUUUCCUCGGAGAACAGGUCCUUCGUCUGUACUGCCUGGUCCUUCUCCUCAGCAACCCAAUGAACAGCUAAGGCAGAUUGCAAACAACGAUCAGAGUUCUGGAGUAAACUAUGCCUUUAAUGCAGCUUCUGCAUGCACCUCCUCCACAAGCAGCAUCGCAGGGCUCAUCCACCAGAAUUCCAUGAAGCAAAGGCAUCAGAACGCUGCUUACAAUCCACCAAACAGUCCUUAUGGUGGAAACUCAGUUCAGAUGGCGUCACCUAGUUCCUCGGGCACCAUGGCGCCAUUAUCCCAGCAACACAACCUGACAUCAUUUCAGUCUCCAACUUCCUCGUCUAACAACAACAACAAUCUCUCUCAAAACGGGAUGACAUGUGUUAACAAUCACAUGGGUUCCACAGCAAUUCAACAGGCUGCAGGUGAUGAAGCAAACGGGUCUAGUUCGGUGCAGAAGAUACUGAAUGAAAUCCUGAUGAGCAACCAAGCUCACAAUACCUUAGGAGGAGGAAGUAUGGUUGGGAGCGAGGGGAAGGGAGGUAGUAAUGUAAAUAGCUCCGAUGUUCUGAUGAUGAACGGUCAAGUGAACAACAACAGCAGCAACACAAACAUUGGAGGAGGAGGUGGUGUUGGGAUGGGAGCUAACGGGAACAAUGGUCUGAUGAACGGAAGAGUUGGGAUGUUGGUGAGGGAUCCAAACGUGCAACCGGAUCUAGGGAACCAACUCUUAGGAGCAGUCAAUGGUUUCAACAAUUUUCAGCGUGAUUGGAACGCAUGAUGAAGAGACUUUGAGCGUAUCUGGCAUCACCCAGGGUAAAAGGAUUAAAGAGGCCUCAAGCCGGAAGAGUUUUAAAAAGAAAAUCUUUGUACAACAACUGCUUUUAAAAUACCAACUCGAGUUGCUUGUUUUCCUUUUUAUCGAGAGUUUUCUUUAUGCUUUUAUAGUUAUAAUGUACAUCUUUCAUCAGAGAGUCAAUGAAUCAGAUGUUGUAUCCUUCAUUUA